AUGACGCGCAACAACCUGAACGAGCAUCUGCUGUGGUUGUUGUUCGACAAACCGUCUCUCCCGCCCGAAAACCUCGACUUGCCGCCGGCGACGAUAUCAUUCACAUCUGCAGUUGAGCCGCCGCCUGCAAGCGAGCCUGAUCAGGAAAUUACGUCCUCCAGAGGCUCCGGAUCACGACCAGCAGGCGCGAGACCAAAUCCUCCUGAAGUUGUUCCUAGUGAAAGCCACCAGCAGCGGUCACAGCAGCCAAGAGAGGUGAAUGCCGCACUGGCACAUGUCAAUGAAAAUUCGGACGACAUGGUCCGCAUGAGAACAGCGCCUACAUCGGCCAGCAAGCAGCACAGUGCCGCGUCCGUGCCAGGCCAUCUCGAUGGAACGCCCUCCAAGAACUGGCGGUCCGCUUCAGAGCUGGCAGGUGCUUCUACGUCUCGGGGAAAGAUGAUUGGACCGACGCCAAUGCAGAAGAAGCUUCAGAGUUUUGACGACAUUGAGGAAAUGGAUUUGACUGAGGACUUUGCCUCGAUAUGCAGUCCUCCAGCGAAGAGAAGUUUGCCGGAUGUGGCUGGCAAGAAGAGAACCAGCGAUGAGUUUGAGCUUGCCAUUCGUAGUCCGUCUGGCUCUUCUAAGCGUCCCGCUGAUAAGCCGAGGAAAGCACCACGUCUCUCGCAGGAGUUCACGGCAAUUGAUGAUAUCGUCCUGGACAGCCCUGCUAAGACCGGUGCUGCACCGAGUGAUCCUCCUCCCCCAUAUUCAACUUUGGCGCCACUCAAGCGAGCAACACCUGUCCGACAGCCAGAAGUUCCAUAUCAUGUUGCUCCAAGAUCUGCCAAGAAGGAAACUUUUGUGGACGACUCUGAGGACGAUGACGACCUUCUCAACUUGUCUGGGCACAAGAUGAACCUUUCAGGCAAGAAGCUGAAUCCUGCGUCCAAUGUCGAGGCAACUCCUAGCAAGAAGCCUUCGGCCAAGACACGCAGUCCGACCAAGGAAAUCUCGAUGUCCGAUGCUGCUCCUGCCACCAAAUCGUCGCUACAGCCUACCGUUCGAUAUCCCGAUCUGACUGUUACGCCUGUCCAAAGCAAUGUCACGACGCCAGUGCCGCCAGCGAGUGUUUUGACUCAGGUCAUAGCACCGGAAAUGGCAGAAUCACAAGCGCAGCUCAUACAGAUUUUUGAGCUGCCAGAUUUUGCAUAUGAAGAAGCGCUUCAGGGUAUUGAGAUCCUUCGUGAUGCUGUGUGCAAUGAGAUGACAGAGGCAUUGGAUGAGGGUCAGGACGACGUCACCAGCUUUGAGACCCAACUGGACGCUCUUGACUCCCGACGUGAUGCACUGGCUUCUCUUCAGACCAAACGUAGCACCCACCGCAAGCUUGUCGAAGAGAAAGAAAGCCUCAAGCAAGCUCUUGGCCUCGCAGUCAGGCAGCGCAGCAAGGACUUGAGCGCCCACACAGCAGCUAACAAGGAAGGCAAAGAACGUUUGACCCGCUUUGAAGUUGACUGCGUGUCACUUCUGCAAUCCUGCAGCGAGGAUGUCAAGACCAUGUUGAGUCGAAGAGAAGCACGUUCUCAAGCUACAAAGAGCCAGAAGGUGGCAGUUCAGUCCACACAAGUCCCAACACUUCGCCAGCCCUCGGACCAUGCGCCAGCUAUGUCAAGCUCAAGUCGAGUCGUACAGACGCAGAUCCAGAAUUUCAUGCCGCCACCACCUCGAAAUAAUCAUUCUGAGUGCAGUACGAUCCGCCACGAAGAUGUUUAUGACGACGACCUAGACGAUAACGACAUGAUUGAUGCUGACACGAGCCAUUUCGGCCACCGAAUGGGCACUCCACCUGCGCAGUAUGACAACGACGAUGAUUAUGGAAUGGAAGACGAUGAGGAGAUGCUUGACUUCGUGGAAGGAUACGAGAAUACAUCCUUGUCAAAGGCACCUGUGUAUCGCCAGCCUUUUGCAGAGACAUCUGGCAAUAGUCAGAUGCGACCGCCUUCCGCCAUGAAAGCAAAGAAGGCUCCUGCCAAGAAGUCUCAGGCCGAGGAAGAUGAGCUGCAGCGACAGAAGAUGAGUUUUCGCUGGUCGCCAGAUGUCGGCCGAGUGUUGAGACAUGUCUUCAAACUCAAAGGAUUUCGCAAGAACCAGCUCGAAGCUAUCAAUGCUACAUUGGAAGGCCAAGAUGUUUUCGUACUUAUGCCGACUGGAGGUGGCAAGUCUUUGACUUAUCAGCUUCCGGCACUCGUACCAACAGGGAAGACCCAAGGUGUAACGAUUGUGAUCUCACCGCUCUUGAGCUUGAUGCAAGACCAAGUCGAACACCUACGCAAGCUUGGUGUACAGGCAACGUUGAUCAAUUCCGAGACCAGUCGAGAAGAGAGAGAUCUGAUCAUGGAUGCUUUGUGGGACAGAGAGCCCGAGAGAAUGGUGCAGCUGUUAUAUGUGACGCCGGAAAUGCUUGGCAAGAGCGAGAAGAUGCUGCGAACAUUCGAAGGACUCCAUCGCAAGCGCAAAUUGGCCAGAAUCGUGAUCGAUGAAGCUCACUGCGUGAGUCAAUGGGGUCACGACUUCCGACCCGACUACAAGAACCUUGGCGAGGUGCGGCAAAGAUUUCCUGGUGUCCCGGUCAUGGCACUGACUGCCACUGCGACGGAGAUCGUCAAAUCCGAUACGAUCCACAAUCUCAGCAUGGAUGGUUGCGCAGUCUUUACUUCAAGUUUCAACCGCACCAACCUGUCAUAUAGCGUAUUACCAAAACCGAAAGGAAAGCAGGAUGUUCAGAGCAUGGCGGAGGUGAUCAAAAAGGAUCAUGCCAAGGACACUGGCAUCAUCUACUGCCUCUCGAGAAAGAACUGCGAGGAUAUUGCUGCCGCUUUGGUGAACGAGCAUCGUAUCAAAGCCAAGCAUUACCACGCAGGCAUGGACUCGAUCGCGAAGGCUGAUGUGCAAAAAGAAUGGCAGGCUGGACAUGUCCAUGUCAUUGUCGCAACGAUCGCCUUCGGUAUGGGUAUCGAUAAAAGCAACGUUCGCUUCGUAAUUCAUCACAGCAUUCCUAAAUCUUUGGAGGGCUACUACCAAGAGACUGGCAGGGCGGGCCGAGACGGCAAGCCAUCUGCGUGCUAUUUAUACUAUGGCUACGGAGAUGCGGGCAAGCUUCGCAAGAUGAUCGAUGACGGCGAAGGCAAUUGGGACCAGAAGGACCGCCAGCAUCAGAUGCUGUCUAAGAUGGUGCAGUAUUGCGAGAACAAGAGCGACUGCAGACGUGUUCAGGUUCUGGGCUACUUUGGGGAAGCUUUCGAGCCUGAAGAUUGUCUUGGCGGAUGCGACAAUUGCACUUCAGGAUCAACUUUCGAGGAAGUGGACUAUACUCAGCACGCUCGCGACGCUAUCAGUCUCGUGAGAGAGCUUCGAGAUCAGAAAGUCACGAUUCUGCACUGCAUCGACAUGUUCCGCGGGGCCAAUACCAAGAAGGGACGAGAUGCUAAACACGAGAAAGUUGCCCAUUUCGGUAAAGGCGAAGACCUCGAUCGUGGCGAUGUAGAACGACUGUUCUACCGCCUGGUGAACGAACAAGCAAUCGUCGAAGAGAGUCACAAGAACAAGAGAGGAUUUGUCCUAUCGUACGUCAACCUUGGCCGCCGAUGCAAUGACUUUGCUCCGGGCAAGGCAAGACUGAAAAUGCUGAUUCGAAGCUCACCGCGCGCUACGAAGAUUGUCAAGAAACCGAUGAAGAGGAGGGGCGAUGAUACGACAGUGAAAGCACUUCCAAUGUCGACCAAUGUAUCGUCACCAGUGCAGGCUGUGUCCAAGCGCAAGAAGGCUGCUGCUCAGUCAAAUGUCAGACAGAGCCGGCAGGCCAAUGACUACGAGCGUGAUGGCUUCGUUGUCGACGAUCCAAGCGAAGACAGCUUUGGCGAAGAUGCUGAGACUGAAACUGAUGAUGAGUACUACGCACCUGCCCCACAGCCCAUCAAACCACAGCGUAAAAGAAUCGCACCACAACCGCGUGGAAGGACUAUCACGAUCGACGACACCAUGAGCAAUCUCUCUGAGCUCCACAAGGAUUUCGUAGCACAAUUUGAGCAAGAAGCUGAGGAGAAGUGCAAGACUCUGAUGAACCAGAACUUCCACCUGAAAAGCCAACCGUUCACCAAUACGAUAUUACGACAAAUGGCAAUACGCUGGACAGAGACGCCAGAACAAAUGCUUCGUAUCCCGAACAUCGAUCGAGAACGAGUCGAUCGAUGGGGUGAGCUCUUCUGCAAACUCGUCAAGAAGUAUCAUGACCAUUAUCGGGAGAUUAUGGGCGCGCAAGCAGAGCUGGAAGACGAUGGCGAUGACGAUGAACAGCCGCUCGAUCCCAACCAUCAGAAUGUCAUCGACCUCGUGAGCGAAGACGAGGACGAGGGAGGAAAAGAAUUCGAAGACUUCGUAGAUGACGAGGAAGAGGGUGUGGAGAGUCAAUACUUUUCCGUUGCUCAGUACAAGGCACCAGAUGUUGAAGACUUCAACAAUCGGCUCGCAGGAAUGUCACAAUCGGCGAAUAAAGCGAGAGCGGAGUCACAAGCUGCGGAGAAGUCGACCUCUAGGAAAGGCAAGAACUACAGCAUUCGAGCCGCCAACAAAGCCAAUGACGAAAAUACAUAUCGUCGCAAGUUCUCUGGCGGCAGUCGUGGCGGUCGCUAUGCACCAGGCUCUGGCUCUGGAUCUGGGACAGGCAGAAAGAGGACAUCUGCGUCUAGCAAGAGCGGCGGCGCUUCUGCAAAAAAUUCGCGCGCACCAUCUCGAGCGCAGGGCGGCGGCUUUGGUACGGGCUCAGUCAGAGCGAUGCCGACUUGAUGCUUUCCGCUCUUAGAAAUAGCUCUCGUUCUCUCCAUCCCUGGCAAAGACGAUGCUGUGAGCAAUGCGA
Messenger RNA from Pseudocercospora fijiensis CIRAD86, 4894 nucleotides. RefSeq lists its product as uncharacterized. Gene Ontology annotation, molecular function: four-way junction helicase activity; ATP binding; 3'-5' DNA helicase activity. The record is from RefSeq and is a predicted model, not a curated record. Gene Ontology annotation, biological process: double-strand break repair via homologous recombination; DNA replication. Bases 1 to 4824 code for a protein of 1607 amino acids. Lineage: Eukaryota; Fungi; Ascomycota; Dothideomycetes; Mycosphaerellales; Mycosphaerellaceae. Gene Ontology annotation, cellular component: nucleus; RecQ family helicase-topoisomerase III complex; chromosome. The transcript has a single exon.